AUGGCAGCGCGGAUGUUUGAAAAACUCCGUUCUAUACUCUUGGCUAUUAAGGAACGGCGAGGCAAUUGGCAGAAUGUCUCGCCAGCUCUAACUGUUCCUAUCUCUGAUGGAAUCACACUUCUGGAGCACUACCACGACUACGUCAAAGAUAACGACAUAUACUAUAUCGCAAGUGUUCUGGACCCUCGAAUCAAGACCAAGUGGCUCAGAACUCUGCCAGAUGGAGAGAGGAUUAUCAACCGAAUCAGAGAGUUCCUCAAAAAAGCAUAUCCCACUCCGAAACAACCUAUAUCGACUGCUCUAAACACCAGCUACAAGAGCUUCGAAUAUAGAUUUCUGGAAGCCUUUCAGCCCACACAGUAUAACGUCGCUGAGUCUGAUAUCGACCAGUAUUUCGAUAGCCCUACAAUCAGCACUGGCUUCGAUAUAAGUCAGAGCCAGACUGAAUUUAUACGAAACUGGUGGAAGAUCAACAAGCUUGAAUUUACCUGUAUGGCUAAGGUAGCACAAGAUCACCUUGCUAUACCAGCAGCAGAGGUGGAUAUCGAGAGAUUAUUCAAUAAUGGGAGAGAUGUGCUUGGAAUUCGACGUUUCUCCAUGAAAGGAAAGACGCUUGGGACAUUAUUAAGGCUGAAAGAUGCUGAACGUUGGAAGUCUGAAUAG
Penicillium cosmopolitanum is the source of this 663-nucleotide messenger RNA. RefSeq lists its product as uncharacterized. The record is from RefSeq and is a predicted model, not a curated record. The transcript has a single exon. Gene Ontology annotation, molecular function: protein dimerization activity. NCBI's taxonomy places the organism in Eukaryota, Fungi, Ascomycota, Eurotiomycetes, Eurotiales, Aspergillaceae. The coding region runs from base 1 to 663 and encodes 220 amino acids.